This is a messenger RNA of Peronospora farinosa, 693 nucleotides long. NCBI's taxonomy places the organism in Eukaryota, Oomycota, Peronosporomycetes, Peronosporales, Peronosporaceae. The record is from the annotation of a GenBank genome assembly.
AUGACGUCGUCCAGACCUCGCGAGGUGUUGUUGUUUGGGCUAUCGGCGAACCCACCAACAGGUCUAAAGGGUCAUAUGGGUGUCGUAAAGCAUUGUCGCUUCUUUUAUGAUGAAAUUUGGCUCUUACCCGUGUACCAACACAUUUAUUCGAGCAAGAGACAGCUCGCACCGUUUAAACAUCGCGUCGAGAUGUGUCGCUUGGCUCUAGAGACGCUUCAAAGCAAAGAAAAUGAUGGUGCAGAGCUUAAAGUGGUAGAGGAAGAGCGGGAGAUGACCGAGAACUUUGCUGCUAAGAACCAGAGUCCACAAGAGCUUCGUCUUGGUAGUAUCGACCUUGUACAGUACCUCCUAGAUAAGUAUCCGGAUAUGAGCUUUACGAUGCUAUUGGGUGGAGACACAUACGCGGAUUUAUUGGCUGGUAAAUGGAAAAGGGGAGAUGAACUCAUGCAAUAUGUCAAAGUCUUGGUGGUUGAUCGAAAAGGGGUCGAGUCGCCAUGGAGAGUUGAAAAGGAGAAGAAGGAAGGUCAAGAGGAUAGAGUGCAGUACAUUCACAUACCAGAGCUCAGUGACGUGUCAUCGACGAUCGUGAGAGCUACUGCAGAUCAAAAGGAGCUUGGAUUAUACUUGGAUCCAGCAGUGUUGGACUAUAUUGUACAGCAUCAGCUCUACGCGUUUGCAACGGUGUCAGACUAA